AGUCACGCAUCAUCUUCCGUUAUGUUCUGCCCGCCGUGCUUAUUACUAAUACUAGUGAUAAAUGUACGGGUCAACGUCUAGAGAUCAAUGGUCUACAACUGCCGCCAGUAGUAGUAGUAGCGUAGAUGAAGAUAAAACACGCUCAAGGAUGGACGGCAAUAAAGAGGAGAACGUCAUGGAAUCAAAACCUUCAGUGAAUGAGAAGAACGGGCUUGAAAAUGGAGCACACGACUCGCAUACCGUUAAACAGGAAUCCUUGACAGCACCUCUUGUUUUUGCAACAUGUUCCGCUGUACUUGGUUCAUCUCUACAGUUUGGUUACAAUACUGGCGUCAUCAACAACCCCAAACCAAUCAUUCAAAGCUUCUUCAAUGAAACGGAAUACAGACGGACCGGUUCUUUUAUGCCGGAUGAUAGAAAUGAGUUUCUUUUUGCGACAACUGUGGCCAUUUUUGCAGUUGGUGGGAUGAUCGGAUCCUUAACUGCUGGUUCUAUGGCAGAUAGAUUUGGAAGGAAAGGCAGUUUAUUGAUGAAUAAUGUCUUAGCUGUACUAGCCGCUCUACUGAUGGGUUUCAGUCAGUUAGCUUCGUCUUAUGAGAUGCUCAUUAUUGGAAGAAUCAUCGUGGGAAUCAAUUGUGGCAUCAACACUGGUAUUGUGCCAAUGUACCUAUCUGAAUCGUCUCCGUUCAAUCUACGUGGUGCAAUCAGCGUGAUGAACCAACUGGGUGUGACUGUUGGUAUUUUACUAUCACAGGUUCUUGGUCUUCCUGUUCUCUUAGGCACUGAUGACCUUUGGCCUUUGUGUUUGGGUGCUGCAAUAAUACCAGCUAUAAUUCAGCUGGUAACCAUGCCGUUCUGUCCAGAGAGCCCAAGAUAUUUGUUAAUCAACAAGAACAAGCAAAAGGAAGCUGAAAAAGCUCUUGUUUGGUUGCGACGUCAUUCCGAUAUCCAAGAUGAGAUUGCUGAGAUGAGGAGAGAGCAUGCAGAAGAACAGAAAGAGGAACGUGUCAGCGUCUGGCAACUUUUCAAACGCAGCUCAUUACGGCGCCCUCUGUUGAUCAGUAUUGUCAUGCAGUUGUCACAGCAACUGUCAGGAAUAAAUGCGGUUCUGUAUUAUUCCUCGCUGAUUUUUGUUGCCGCCGGCAUUACCCAGGAAAACGCUAUGUACGCAACUCUAAGCACUGGAGGUGUUAUGGUCCUGAUGACUAUCGUUAGUGUGCCGUUGAUGGAUCGCAGUGGGCGUCGUGCUCUUCAUCUCUUUGGGCUUGGAUUCAUGGCUGUCUGGGCAUCUUUACUGACCAUAUUCCUUGUCGUUGGGGAGAACUGGGACCCAGCUUCUUACAUAAGUAUCGUCUGUGUUAUGUUCUUUACCGUGGGCUUUGCAAUUGGACCAGGUUCCAUUCCAUGGCUGAUAGUAGCAGAGCUGUUUUCUCAAGGUCCCAGACCAGCUGCCAUCAGUAUUGCAUUCUGCGUCAACUGGACAGCAAACUUUGCUGUUGGUCUUCUGUUUCCAAUACUUCAGAACUCACUGACUGACUACGUCUUCAUCAUUUUUAUUGUCCUCCUGGUCAUCUUCUUCAUCUUCACAUUCUUCUUUGUUCCGGAGACAAAGAACAAGAGUUUUGAAGAGAUAAGCGCCCUCUUCAAAUCCAAGAACAGUCUGGAGAAUGGCAAAGAAGGAGGAAGUUCUGAUUCUGACAGUAGUCCUGUGAAUAGUAAGAUGGAUCAGGGUGUUCAGUACAGCGCUCUCAAAUCAGACAUGACUUAACCGGAAGAGGACUGCAUGGCCGGCCAGCGGUGACAUACUACCUUGUAUGUGUGCUUGUAUUGAUGUGAACAAGGUGAACAUUGGGUCGUGUAAACAGGGCCGUAUUUCAUAGAGUUGCUUUAGCAUAUUAGCAUAAACAAUGCUCUGCUUAGCAAUAAUGAGCAGGAUACCAUUCUCAAAUUGUACAUGUAACAUGGUAUUUUGGCUGGUAACCUUUAUU
This is a messenger RNA of Asterias rubens (European starfish), 1988 nucleotides long. RefSeq names its product solute carrier family 2, facilitated glucose transporter member 3-like. Gene Ontology annotation, cellular component: membrane. Lineage: Eukaryota; Metazoa; Echinodermata; Asteroidea; Forcipulatida; Asteriidae. The coding region runs from base 62 to 1768 and encodes 568 amino acids. The transcript is spliced from 13 exons. The record is from RefSeq and is a predicted model, not a curated record. Gene Ontology annotation, molecular function: hexose transmembrane transporter activity. Gene Ontology annotation, biological process: monosaccharide transmembrane transport.